AUGCGCUCCUCCGACCCGGCUGCUGCCUCCGCUUCUGCCCGGGUGCACCUCUGCCUCCUGCAUCUCCUGCUGCUGCUGCUGUGGCCCACGCCUUUGGGCGGCAUGGAGAACCCCAAAGGAAAGCAGAAAUCGCAGCUCCGUCCCAGGGAGGUUGUGGACCUGUAUAAUGGAAUGUGCAUACAAGGGCCUGCUGGGGUACCUGGCAGAGAUGGAAAUCCAGGAGCCAAUGGCAUCCCGGGUACUCCUGGAAUCCCAGGUCGGGAUGGAUUCAAAGGUGAAAAGGGCGAAUGUCUGAGAGAAACCUUUGAAGAGACCUGGUCACCCAACUAUAAACAGUGUUCAUGGAGUGCACUUAACUAUGGGAUAGAUCUUGGGAAAAUCGCAGAAUGCACAUUCACAAAGAUGCGCUCUAACAGUGCUCUCAGGGUACUUUUUAGUGGAUCCCUUCGACUGAAAUGCAAAAGCGCCUGCUGUCAGCGGUGGUAUUUUACAUUCAAUGGGGCUGAAUGCUCAGGACCACUUCCCAUCGAGGCCAUAAUUUAUUUGGAUCAAGGAAGCCCAGAAAUGAAUUCCACUAUUAACAUUCAUCGAACUUCUUCAGUGGAAGGUCUGUGUGAAGGAAUCAGCGCUGGGUUGGUGGACAUUGCUGUCUGGGUUGGCACCUGCGCAGAUUACCCCAAAGGAGAUGCCUCAACUGGAUGGAAUUCAGUGUCCAGAAUCAUUAUUGAAGAACUCCCAAAAUGAAUUCUGCAAGUCCUAAUCCCCUACCUCUUUUUGAAUACAUUUUAAACAGUUUAUUUUAAGAAACAUUUUGUACUUUGAAAAAAUAAGUUAAACUUUUUUUGACAGAUGUAAUCUAGUAGUGUAUAUUCAGACUUUCUUCUUUUUUUUAAAUGUCGUGUUACAAAUGUUUAAGACAGUUUGAGAAAUUUGCUGUUGGUACAAAUGCUUCCCCACCCCCCCACGCCCGCCCCAAACUCUCAUCCCCAGGUCUCAUUACUAACAGCCUCAUUUUUGUCAGACAGGCUUUCU
This is a messenger RNA of Trichosurus vulpecula (common brushtail), 1032 nucleotides long. It is a transcript of the gene CTHRC1, whose product is annotated as collagen triple helix repeat containing 1. The transcript has 4 exons. The record is from RefSeq and is a predicted model, not a curated record. NCBI's taxonomy places the organism in Eukaryota, Metazoa, Chordata, Mammalia, Diprotodontia, Phalangeridae. The coding region runs from base 1 to 744 and encodes 247 amino acids.